AUUUUUCGAUAAUAAAGUAAAGCGUAAAGUUGUUUGUGAAGUGGUUGCUACGAAAUUUCCGCGACGUUUUAAAAAAAUAUGAUGACGCUACAACUCCUUCGUUUACUCCAACUGAUAGUUAUUCUUCAUACAACAGAAACAUUUUCUUAUUCUCUUCCAAUCUAUGGAACCAAACGGUAUGGUCGAUCGAAUCAACAUACCAGUGUUAGCUCAUAUGAUCCUUAUUCUUCCUAUCAAUCAGUGGUACCUCACCAUUACCCAGAACCCAUCAACUACUACAAGAUGUAUCCCUACAGUGACUCCUACCACUCAAGCUACUACUACCCUCAACAGUCGUAUCCUCUACCUUACUACGUUCCUUCGAAGUAUAAAAUAUAUCAACCUGUAUUUCCUUACUACUACCAAGAACACUGGCCUAGUCAAAGUUACGCCGCUUAUUAUGAUUACAAUGAUCCCGAUGAAGUAUUCCAAGGCAUGGAACGGGAAGAUAGGGAAGAAAAUCAACCUAUUGGUCACGAAUCUUAUUAUGAAGAUGCUUCUGAUGAUAGUAACAUGGAUGACGUGAACGCUGCUUUCUUACAAAAUUUGAUUUUAACACAAAUGUACCAAGAUUCGUUGAACAAUAAACCUCACACAGAUAACUAUGAUGAUUACGAUGAAGCGUUUGCUAAAAUAGAAGAAAUGAACAGAAGACCUACACAUACACCAGAAGAUGAAACUGUGAGGGAAUUGAAACAACUACAAAAAGUGAAUAGGGAAAGAGAAAACAAGAAACCCAGAAAUAACAAUAUACAUUGGGCUCAAAGCAACCAAGAUAAUAAACGGCAAAGAAAGAAUAGACAAAGAAAACAGAAAAUUGAAAAACAAGAAGAAAAAAGAAGUAAAUUCACCCCAAAUGAGUUACUUGUACCUACUGAAGAUACUGCUAUUUAUUCCGAACGUAAGCCGAUUGUUAAAAUGAUUCCAACAACUCAAGCUUCUACAGCCACAACACAAUCAAUAGCACAAACAGGACAGAAAGAGGAGUUCCAGAUGAGACCGGCUACUCCCGUUCGACACGCAUUUGCCGCUCCCCUUUUAACUAUGAUGUCUAGAAGUAAUGAAGAAAGGAAAAGGACGCCGUCAGUAUAUGAUACAAUCAAACACUUGUUAGACAUGGAAAAGAGCUUUGAACUUAACCAACAAAAUUCCGACCUACGCCCUGCGAUGAAAAAGAGAAUAAUUACCUCAGAGGAAAGUUUGACACGUCAAUUGUCGGUCCUUAAAAAAGCUCAGUAAGAUUUUUCUUAUAUUUAAUUAUGUUUGGGAUUGAACUUUAACAAUUGUCCAUAACGUCCAGCCUCUCGACUUUUAAUGAUAUAAACAUUUAAAUAUUAAUAAGGAGGGGGUAAAAAAGAA
This is a messenger RNA of Diorhabda carinulata, 1398 nucleotides long. RefSeq lists its product as uncharacterized. The coding region runs from base 79 to 1278 and encodes 399 amino acids. The record is from RefSeq and is a predicted model, not a curated record. The transcript has 3 exons. NCBI's taxonomy places the organism in Eukaryota, Metazoa, Arthropoda, Insecta, Coleoptera, Chrysomelidae.